GGUCCCAUAAUCUUGCUAGUUAUCCCACUAGUCACUGCUGUUUCAAAGUUCGGUGAUUUCAAACUGAUACAUUAUUUUGUGACGUCGAAACAUCGAUUACAGUGGUUUCUAAUUUUUUUAUUCUUUCAUUACUUCAUACAUCGUGCGUGUGUGAAAGUUGGAGAGGAAAUUUUAAUUACGUGUACAUUGCAUUUAAACUUCCGUGGGGAUAUACUAUUUUCAGAUCAAUUCUAUACCGGAACCGGAAAUCAACUAUUGACGAAUCAACUAUGAGCCAUUUGUGGUUGAAUCUCCAACAUAUGCUCAAGCAUCAGUUAUAUACCCGUCGAUCAACGAGUAUUCGACUAAUUGUAGCCUAUUUACCUGAAUAUAUUUUACGUAAUAUGAGCAGACCUGAAAAUGAGCCCGCGGCUGUACUGGUAAAUUAAACAUUUGGCACGAUGAUCGAUUUGCAACUCGGAAUUAUUUUGGCUAUUAUAUUCAGCACGCUAUCAACUUUCGAAGCCCAUUUCCUCAAGAAACGCGACCUUUCACCUCCGACCAUUGAUCCUCGCGAAUUGAUUCCUCGAUUAUCGCCCGUGCAGAGUCAGGAAAAGUUUUGGUUUUCUGACGACCAUAUAGAUUAUCUGCAAGAUCAGGUUAAAGAUUCCUUUGAAUAUCAGCGUUCUCGACUAUUAUCGAGUUUGAUUUCCAGUGUUUCUGAAGCAUUUGAUAGCGAAGAAAAAAGUAAUCCAACGCCGGAAUAUUCUCAAAUACAGACUAAUAAAAAAAGCCAAAACGCACCCCACAUCGUAGUUGAGGAACAAAAAGCGGUACGCGAAGAUCUGCUAGGGGAGGAUAAAUUAGAACAAGAAUCAAAUCAGCGUGACAAACCAUUCGAAGAAGAUCGAGCAGAAGCUCAUAUAAAUAAUGAAAAAUCGGACGUUCAUUUAUUCGGUCUUCCAGAACAAGAAGAUGUAUCAACAGAUUCCAAAUCGCCAGAUGUACGAGAAACACUGAAGCCAAUUUUUGGGAUCAGAGUGACUGAUAAUGAUUAUUCAUCUUUGAAAAAUCAGGCGGAGCCUCCCGCAGGCACUACGUUCCAUUUUUCAUAUAAUCAUCCCGAAGAAUGGUCCCUUGACAAUCCCGAAUGUUCCGGUAGACUGCAAUCGCCAGUAAAUCUGGACACUGACAAACUUAUUCGUCUCGACGUAUCUUCGAAACUGAUUUGGUCCGGAUACUGGAACCAACCAGAAAAUUUAACAAUCACGGACAAUGGUCAUUCCGUCCAGCUAAAUGGAAUUUGGGAUGAGAAGACGGUUCCAUUUAUAAGUGGGGGUCCUUUAGAGGGAGACUAUAUUUUUGCUCAGCUUCACUUUCAUUGGGGUCGCAAAGACUCAGUUGGUAGCGAGCAUACUAUCAACAAUAGCAGUUUUCCGAUGGAAAUGCACAUGGUUCAUUACAAGAGAGAUUAUGGAUCGCUCAACAAUGCUUUGAAAUACGAUGAUGGAUUGACAGUGAUUGCUUUUUUGUUCGAGAUCAGCGAAAAGUUGAAUUCUGGAAUCAAUUUACUCGAAGAUAGUUUGCGCAAAAUUCAGCUAAAACCGAGGGCAAGCAUUUCAGUGAAACCGUACCCGUUAGCAUUCUUCCAUUCCAUGUUUCAAGAAGAUUAUGCGUCUUAUAUUGGAUCGCUGACGACCCCUCCCUGUCGUGAAAUUGUUACUUGGCUGGUAUCAUCAAUCCCACUGACAGUAUCGCUGAAACAGUUGGAAGCGUUCAGAAAAGUAAGUGACAAAUGGCCAGACAAGGAAAAUUACAGACCUCAACAAGCUCUGAAUGGACGUCGACUUUAUUAUAUUGCGCACUAGUUGAUCAUCGAUAUCAAUACCUUUGUGUGCAUGUGGUAUGAGAAUGGGAAAGAUUGUAUAUAAUAAAAUUGAUGGCAAGUGUCAGGAGAAAUGAAGAAAAAUAUGCUAACAAGAUCAGUUAUUUUAAUUUUCUUCUUAGAGCGCGUCCAAGCUGAUUGACAACUAUAAAUUUGGAUUUUACAUUUCUUGUACCUAACUUCGUACUGAAUCUAUAUGCUAUAAAUAUUUUAUUCUAGACCUGUGAAUUUAACAUCUGUAAUGAAAAUUAAUUGAGAAUAAUCAUUGCUACUAGCAGUAAUUGGAUUUUAUGAAUCAAUCUAACGUAGACAAAAAGUGACGCAGGAACUGAUAUGUCAAUUUGUACUUUGAUACCACACCGAAUUUUAAUAAAAACUAAUAAAACAUG
This is a messenger RNA of Athalia rosae (coleseed sawfly), 2253 nucleotides long. Its product is annotated as carbonic anhydrase 2-like. Gene Ontology annotation, cellular component: cytoplasm. The coding region runs from base 441 to 1847 and encodes 468 amino acids. The transcript has 8 exons. NCBI's taxonomy places the organism in Eukaryota, Metazoa, Arthropoda, Insecta, Hymenoptera, Athaliidae. The record is from RefSeq and is a predicted model, not a curated record. Gene Ontology annotation, molecular function: carbonate dehydratase activity; zinc ion binding.